ACUUCCGUCCCGGCCUGGCAGCGGUGAGAGGAGCCGGGAGCGGCCCGGGCCCAGACUUCAGCAUCACCCUGGAUGCGCCUCCCCCUCUUUCAGGGUGACACCAAGUUUGCUGCUGUUUUGCACCUGAAAGCCUGCUGCAUGCACAGAUCUGUGCCAGGAGAACUGUCACAUCCAUCUCCUAUCUGCCAAGGUCUGCGCUGGCAAAGGCAGAAUUAGAGAGGUCUGAGUAAGGAGGCAGCCAUGACCAGCUCCCCUGUCUCCAGGGUCGUUUACAAUGGCAAGAGGAACAGCAGCCCUCGCUCUCCAAGCAACAGCAGUGAGAUUUUCACCCCUGCUCACGAGGAGAAUGUGCGCUUCAUUUAUGAAGCCUGGCAGUGUGUGGAGCGAGACCUUCGCAACCAGAUGUCGGGCAGUGAGAGGGGCCUGGUGGAAGAGUAUGUGGAGAAGAUACCAAACCCCAGCCUAAAGGCAUUUAAACCUGUUGACUUGAGCGAUCUGAAGAGGAGAAACACACAGGAUGCUAAGAAAUCCUAAGGCAGGUUCUGCCUGCUGAUUGGCUGGUGUCCUGAGGUCCUCAAGCAAAUUUAAUUUGAAGAUUUUGUGUUGAUUUCCUCCUCUGGUGUGUGUUCUGCCCGUGGAAGAGCUGGGCGGCUUUGGGGCUGGCUCUGAAGCUGCCCAAGUUUGAACUCCAUUGCGGAUGCCUAGAGCGUGUUGUACUGGAUUCCUGCCCCUUCCCUGUAGCCUCGCCCUUGGGCUGCCUUUCUCUACUGUGUGUUGGGCCCACAAAGUCAGCUUACUCUUCCUCCCAGCUCUGUCCUCAGUCGGCCUUGGGCUGCUCUAUUGGCUGCCGAGUGGUUGGUGUGGUCCCUGGGACUCUGUUGCUAGGGAGGACAGAG
This is a messenger RNA of Emys orbicularis (European pond turtle), 896 nucleotides long. RefSeq names its product MAPK regulated corepressor interacting protein 1 (gene MCRIP1). The transcript is spliced from 6 exons. Lineage: Eukaryota; Metazoa; Chordata; Testudines; Emydidae. The record is from RefSeq and is a predicted model, not a curated record. The coding region runs from base 241 to 534 and encodes 97 amino acids.